Messenger RNA from Varanus komodoensis (Komodo dragon), 10711 nucleotides. RefSeq names its product GREB1 like retinoic acid receptor coactivator (gene GREB1L). The record is from RefSeq and is a predicted model, not a curated record. Lineage: Eukaryota; Metazoa; Chordata; Lepidosauria; Squamata; Varanidae. Bases 617 to 6538 code for a protein of 1973 amino acids. Gene Ontology annotation, biological process: multicellular organism development; kidney development. The transcript is spliced from 34 exons.
UACUCUCCCCCCCCCCCCCGCUUUUCUCUAUCCCGACAGAAGCCGCGCUUCCUACACUUCACCGGGCUUCAAGUGUCGGGUAAGUUAGUGAGGCUGAUUCGGCCAGGAUCCCUCUGCAAAACCUGCUUCGUUCCGUAGCUGAGAGGGACGAAUAUCCGCCGCUGCCGCUUCUCCCGACGGUGAGGAAACGUGAACGAAGGGAAGAGAAUGAGGCCUUAGGACGACCACCGCUGCCACAGUACCUAAUCAAGCAGGGCAGAGUCACACAAAUAUGUCCGCCUUCCUGUUCAAACAGACUGGGGCGACCACAGCGAAGAGCGCAUGCGCCUCAGGAUCCGGCCGCUGACUUCAGCAGCCGGCGCAAGCGCGGGCGCCCCCGCCUCGUUUUCUCUGCUCACGUCUAGACUUUCUCCUGUCGGUGUGGUGCCGCCACCUUCUAUUAGCGCGAGCGUGACAGCGACAGCCCGCUUGCCUGCCUGCCUGCCUGCCUGCCUGAGCACGUGGAGUGUUGAGGUCUUUAAAACUUUCAUCCAUCUGGAUCAUUUGGCAGAGUAACUUUGAACAAUCGUCCACCAUGAAUGCUUUUAAAAAAGGUUGAAAGGAAUACUAGAAGACCAUGGGGAAUUCAUAUGCAGGGCAACUUAAAUCAGCCCGUUUUGAAGAAGCCCUUCACAACUCAAUUGAGGCCUCUCUAAGAUGUAAUAGUGUUGUACCUCGGCCCAUCUUUUCCCAGCUUUAUCUUGAUUCUGAUCAGCCACCAGUUUCGCCGGAAGGUAACCAAGCAAAUGUGAAACCAAAAGUGGAAGAACUGGACAAAGAAUUGAUGCAUUGUUACACCCAGAAUGGAAGCUUGGAUUUUUCUUCUAGCCAAACUACUAAUGAAAUGGAGGAAGAUGAGGACGAGGAGGAUAUGUCUGAUUCCAAUAGUCCACCAAUCCCGUACGCACAAAAACCUGCCCCAGAAGGGUCUUGCACUACUGAUGGCUUUUGUCAAGCAGGCAAAGAUUUGCGGUUAAUAUCACUGUGCAUGGAACAGAUCGAUAUCCCAGCAGGCUUCCUGUUGGUGGGAGCCAAGUCUCCAAACCUUCCUGAGCACAUCCUAGUCUGUGCUGUUGACAAGAGAUUUUUGCCAGAUGACCAUGGAAAAAAUGCACUUUUAGGUUUUUCUGGAAACUGUAUAGGCUGUGGAGAAAGAGGAUUUCGCUAUUUUACUGAAUUUUCCAACCACAUUAACCUGAAACUCGCAACUCAGCCAAAGAAGCAGAAGCACUUAAAGUACUACCUAGUAAGAAGCUCCCAAGGUGUGCUGUCAAAGGGACCCCUUAUAUGCUGGAAAGAAUGUAGAAGCAGGCAAUCUUCUGCUGCUAGCCAUUCUGCUAAACCUAGCUCUUCAGCAUCUCCAUCCAUGACCCCUGAGAGUGGAACAGCUAAUGGAUACAAGCCAGGGUUCACUCAGACAGACUCCUCGGUAUUCAGUCAAGUGCAGUCUUCCUCUGCUGUUAAUUUAAGCGGAAUUCAAGAUUUGUCUCGGAAUAAGAACAUAGUGAGACCAGUUGCUUUGCCUGUGCAACUUGUAGGAAACUCUCUUGCAACAGCUCCUUUGUCGCUGCGUGCCACUGAUGUUACUAGUGGAAACAGCAAUGGAGGAAGGACUAAUGUGAUGACCUCUACCAUCUCCCGACCUAUGCCUCACUUGAUGUCUCCUGGCCCAAGCUGCGUUCCAGGGGAGCAAGCCACAUCCAUAGCUAGUUCUGGCCCCCCAAAGAAGAGACACCGAGGAUGGUCUCCUGGAUCACCGCUCCCUCCUCCGCCUGGUUUAGUUGUGCCUGUCCCUGCCAUCCGGCCUCUUCCAAGAGCAGAUCCUCUUUUGUCAGUCCCAGUUCCUCAAUCAACCUUAACUGGAAUUUUACAGCCUCAGCCCAUCCCUGCAGGGGAGACUGUAAUAGUUCCUGAAAAUCUGCUGAGUAACACAGGCGUCAGACCAGUAAUUCUAAUAGGUUAUGGCACUUUACCAUAUUUCUAUGGGAAUGUUGGAGACAUUGUAGUAAGUCCCAUGCUGGUGAAUUGCUACAAGAUUUCUCAGCUUGAAAGCAAGGAUUUGGAUCCUUUUGGAUUGACCGGGAACCAACUAAGUGUAGAAAACAUGAUUAUUUUAACAAUACAGUAUCUUGUCCGGCUAGGUCCUGAUAAGAUACCUCUCAGGGAAGAAUUUGAACAGAUCAUGCUGAAAGCUAUGCAGGAAUUUACUUUAAGAGAACAAUCCUUACAAAUGAGCUCUCAGUGCAUCUCCUUGUCACCAGCUCAGCUCCCAUGGCUUGCCAAAUUAAUUGCCAGUGUCUCCCAGGACAUGGUGCACGUGGUGGUUACACAGAAUUCCCUGGCUGAAGGCAUUUCAGAAACACUUCGAUCUGUGAGUGAAAUGAAGUGCCAGCAAAGGCUGCCAGAUUACGUUGUUCCAAUUUGCACGUCAAAGAUCAGAGGGAAUGAGUUCUGUGUAGUUGUUUUAGGUCAAUAUCAAUCUAGAGCACUAGCAGAAAGCAUGCUUACUACAAGUGAAUUUUUAAAGGAGAUCAGUUAUGAGCUCAUUACAGGAAAAGUUAGUUUUCUGGCUUCACAUUUCAAAAAAACAUCUUUAGGAGAUGAAUUGGACAAGUUGCUAGAGACAAUGCAACAGAGACGCGGAGAUAAUGUUGUAAUCCCAUUCAAUGGAGAUGUUAAUGAAUGUGUAUCAUCUCAUGAAGCAGCUGCCAUGGUUUGCACGGAAGAACUUGAUUUGGAUACUGAAACCUUCCAAAUUUAUCAACCACAGCUCACAAUUGCCAGAAAACUCUUGUCGCAGGUAUGUGCUAUUGCAGAUAGUGGCAACCAAAGCUUGGAUCUGGGCCACUUCAGCAAAGUAGAUUUCAUCGUUGUAGUCCCUCGUUCAGAGGUGUUGGUUCAACAAACCAUUCAGCGGAUUCGACAAUCAGGUGUUCUUGUAGAUUUGGGUCUUGAAGAAAAUGAAGCAGCUUACCAAAGAGCUGAAAAAUAUGUGGUGCGGCUAGACAAUGAGAUUCAAACCAAGUUCGACAUUUUCAUGAGACGGGUGAAACAGAAUCCAUAUACACUUUUUGUACUGGUGCAUGACAAUGCCCAUGUGGAUUUGACAAGUGCUAUCUCAAGCUCUUUUUCCCAUGGAGAGCCAAGUCAUGGACUUGCUGAUAGAGUAAUAAACUGCAGAGAGGUUCUUGAAGCAUUCAACCUCCUUGUUCUCCAAGUGAGUUCUUUCCCAUAUGCUCUUCAAACCCUGCAGUCCAGAAUCAGCUCUGCCAAUGAGGUACACUGGAUACAGUUUGGUAACAUGGAGGAAAUAAGCCAGGAUGAGAAGCUAUAUUUUGGCUUGAAUGAAUACAGCAAAUCUCUGCACUGGGGAAUCACAAGCCCUCUUUUGAGAUGUGAUGAAACAUUUGAAAAAAUGGUGAAUACACUAUUAGAGAGGUACCCCAAGCUGCACAGCAUGGUGAUUCGCUGCUAUCUGCUGAUCCAGCAGUAUUUGGAAGCCUUGAUGGCUCUCACUACUAUGGCCUCACUCCGAGACCACAGCACUCCUGAGACUCUCAGCAUAAUGGAUGACAUAAUCACUGCACCAGGCAAGGAUAAGAAUGGCCGUGGCCACAUGCUGAUCAUUAGGAUUCCCUCCGUGCAGCUGGCCAUGUUGGCCAAAGAGAGGCUGCAAGAAGCACGGGAUAAACUAGGCCUGCAAUAUCGCUUUGAGAUUAUCAUGGGGAACCCAGCUUCAGAACUUACUGUGGCCAAGCACUUUGUGAAGAGAUUAAAGGCAUGGAGAGGAAAUGACCGGGAAGACUGGUUUCCUCACACUUACCAGGAUUUGGAAGGUCUACCUUGUAUUGUUGUUUUAACUGGCAAGGACCCACUAGGUGAAACAUUUCCCAGGUCUUUGAAAUACUGUGAUCUUCGACUGAUUGACUCAAGCCAUUUAACUCGCACUGCCUUAGAACAAGAAGUAGGCCUGGCAUGUUGCUAUGUUUCAAAGGAGGCGAUCCGAGGUCCUGUUGUAGCCCUUGACCUUAGUGAGAGGGAGCAGGAGAAGGCCAGUGUUGGUGAGAAUGAUGGUGAUGAACUGUCAAUUGAUUUGGAGAGACCCCAGAGUAACAGUAGUGCUGUGACUGGAACUUCAGGUUCUAUAGCAGAAAAUGGAGUGAGUUCUUCCAGUGCCACAGAUAAGUCUCAGAAGCCACCAUCAUCUCUGAACUUCCAGAAUGUGGCAAGCAGCUCAGUCGAUGAAGGUUUUGCCACUGGGGAGAACCUGAAACAAGAGUGUGACUCUCUAGGCAGCCAGAUAGCCAGCAGUACCACUUCUAAACACUCAGCAGCAUCCCCAUCUGUCAGCCAUACAUUCCGGUGGCCUAGCCAGUCCGUGAAAGACUGCAAAGCAUUGCGAGUGUCCUUACCCCGAAUUGUGAUCUUGUCUAAAGCAGCCUACUGCCUUCUUGGCUCACAGAAAAGUGGACAGUUGCCUUUCUCAGCUUCUCUCUUACCUCAUGCUGAUGUUUCUUGGGUGAGCUCUCUGAGGCCUUUGCUGCAUAAGGACAUGACCAGUGAAGAGCAGUCUUUGUACUACAGGCAGUGGACCACGGCUCGACAGCACCAUGCGGACUACAAUAAUCAUAGUGAAAACAGUGGCAGCAGGAACUUUCACCCACGACGGCUACUUUUGACAGGACCUCCACAGGUGGGGAAAACUGGUUCUUAUUUGCAGUUUCUACGGAUUCUCUUUCGUAUGCUGAUUAGAUUGCUGGAGGUGGAUGUAUAUGAUGAAGAAGAUAUUAAUACAAACCAUACAGAGGACAAUGAAAUUGCCCAGUCUGGCAAUGACCAAUGGCCUGAUAUUGAAAUCAUCAGUAAAAUGACUUUUGAUCUCAGUGUGCAUGAUCCUAAAUAUGUCCUUAUGAGUUCAGUGUAUACAGAGCAACUGCAAAGAAUAAAACAAGAAUCAAGCAAAGAAAUUAAAACAGAAGACCUCAGGAAACGGAAUACAGUGUCAAUGAUGCUGACAAAGUAUGCAGCUUACAACACAUUCCAUCAUUGUGAACACUGCCAUCAAUAUAUGGACAUAAAUCCUUCAGUUUCAAUGUCUGAUUCCACCCUACAUGCAUUCACAUUCUCAUCCUCAAUGUUAGGAGAAGAAAUUCAGCUUCAUUUUAUAAUCCCCAAAUCCAAAGAGAGCUAUUUUGUAUUCAGCAAGCAAGGCAAACAUUUGGAAAGCAUGCGUCUUCCUCUUGUGUCUGACAAGAAUCUGAAUGCAGUAAAGAGUCCUAUUUUUACACCAUCAAGUGGGCGCCAUGAACAUGGUCUCUUGAACCUUUAUCAUGCUAUGGAAGGGAUCAACCAUCUUCAUCUCCUUGUGGUCAAGGAAUAUGAAAUGCCACUUUAUCGCAAGUACUGGCCCAACCAUAUCAUGCUGGUUUUGCCAGGCAUGUUUAACAAUGCUGGAGUUGGUGCUGCCAGAUUCCUUAUUAAGGAGCUUUCUUACCAUAAUUUGGAACUAGAGAGAAACCGUUUGGAAGAGCUAGGAGUCAAGCGUCAGUGUGUCUGGCCUUUUAUUGUUGUCAUGGAUGAUUCUUGUGUUUUAUGGAACAGUCAUGGUAUCCAAGAACAGUCCAGCCAGUCCAUGGAUCAAGGAUGGGCCAGUAAAAAUGUGUCUCUAAAGUGUGUCCUGCAGCACAUUGAAGCUACACCCAAAAUUGUCCAUUAUGCAAUACUGGGCAUUCAGAAAUGGAACAGCAAGCUGAAUUCCAGAACACCCAAAACUCCCUUCUCCAGGUGCCACAUACAUGACUUUAUCCUGCUCAACGUAGACCUGACUCAAAAUGUACAAUAUGACGUAAACAGGUAUUUCUGUGAAGAUGUAGAUUUUAACUUGAGAACAAACAGCAGUGGUUUGCUUAUCUGUUGCUUUAACAAAUUCAGUCUCAUGAAGAAACACAUCCAGGUUGGAGGGCAAAAGGAUUUUGAUAUUAAACCUAAAGUCAUGGUGUCUGAGAGCUUGAGUCCAAUAAUGCCUCUGCAGUAUGUCUGUGCUCCAGACAGUGAGCACACUCUUCUGGCAGCUCCAGCUCAAUUCCUCCUUGAGAAGUUCCUUCAACAUGCCACCUACAAGCUUUUCCCAAAGGCCAUCCAUAACUUCAGGAAUCCUGUCUUGGCCAUUGACUGCUAUCUGAACAUUGGGCCUCAGGUAGCUCUUUGCUACGUCAGUUCACGGCCACACUCAGUUAAUGUCAACUGUGAAGGCGUGUUCUUCAGUGGACUUCUUCUAUAUCUUUGUGACUCCUUUGUAGGAGCAGAUUUUCUUAAGAAGUUCAAAUUCCUGAAAGGUGCAACCCUGUGUGUCAUUUGCCAAGACAGGAGCUCCUUGCGUCAAACAAUAGUCCGUUUAGAGCUGGAAGAUGAAUGGCAGUUCCGUCUGAGAGAUGAAUUUCAGACUGCUAACAGUAGUGAUGAUAGGCCACUCUAUUUUCUGACUGGACGCCAUAUAUAGUCUUGGGGAAAUGGCAAAGGAGAAGAUAAACCUGACAAGUUUGUUUUUAUUUUGUUUUUUCUUUUAAAGUACAAUCACUGUGGAGCAAAGUGCAACCAAUACUCUGUUCUAAUGAUUUCCCAAAAUUAUUGUCCAGGCUGUAUGUUUCUCUCUUCUUUUUGAUUGAAAGAGCAUUGCUUUAACUUACUGCCUGUGGGUUGCUGUUACAGAAGCUUAACCUAAUGGCAUGGCCCCUGUGACUCAAGAUAUGGAGAAACAUUUUGGUAGAUGCUGGAUUCUCCUUAUCUCAUUGUACUAUGCUAAACAGGGAAUUAAACUGACUCUUGGCAUCUGUUGGCUUGAAUGUGUUACAUGAAAUUCACACUAAGAAUGUGGAAUUAUUGAAGAUAGUAUGUUGAGAAAUGCUAUUUCUCUGCAUAUCUGUACUUUUGGUACAGAAUAACUCAGGGGUUAGAAAUGACAUAGAUCUUUGUGUUUAAAAAGUAAUCAUUGUUCAUGUUCUGUGCAGUGUUAGCUUAAGAUUUGUAAUUUUAUAUGUAUUGAAACUGUUUUGGCAAAAUUUUCACAAAAAUUAAAAGUUUACUACAUAAGCCUGAACAAAUCAAUGAAUGUAUGGCAAGCAUUGCACUCACAUGCAGGUUUGUUUCACAAUUUUUAUUCUACCCCUUGGGUGUCCAUUAUUAGUCUGAAUCCAGGAAAUCAUAUGAAUGGUGAAAGCUGACCACUUUAAUAGUGACUGGAUAUUUUCCUCUCUGGCAAUAGUAUUCAUAAAAACAAGCUACAUGCAGAAAUAAGUUUCUGCAUGUGGAUCAUCCUUGACUGUGUUUCAAAAUACAUAUGGUCAAUCAACCUAAAUUAUGCAUUUUAUUUCCUCAGUGUCAGCCCCAUCAUAGUUAUUCAUAUCUCCAUGUCUCAUUAGUUCUUAUACAGAAAAAAAAUCCCUGGAAUUCUUUUUUGUGGUUGCCUCAUUUUUCUCUAUUCCUUUGGGGUAAAGAACCCUACUUUGGAGCUUUGUAUGAGAGCAUUUACUAUACCAAAAAGAAUAUACAGACCACAAAACAGGGAUAAUGGAUCAUAAUACUUUGUGAUAUAACCAAGGGCUGAAGCAAAGCAAACGACAGGUUAUGAAAACUACAAGUACUUUAAAAACCAAUGAAGUCUGGACCAACAGGAGAUAUUUUUAAAUGAAGUUCUUUAAAACACAUGGAAAAGUUGGCUAGUUUAUUUGAAAUGCCUAGACUUUGAUCCAAUUGAGCAGAAACCAAGCACCUGUGUGCAGAAGAGUCCCUCAUGGAGCUCUGUUGUUCCCUGUAACCCACCUCCUCUCCAUGUGAGCAUUUGAGUAUACAUAGAAAGCAAUAUGAAAUAAUGAAAGAAAUGGAAGUUCAGUGACCACUUCCGAUAUUCAUAGCAGAACCAGCAUCACUGCUACAGAGCACAAGUAACUUGCAUGGUUGAAAAUUGGUUGGGAAUAUGGGGUGUGCGCACGUACCUCCUCUCCUAGCAAAGCUUCAUAAGAACACAAGAAAGACCUGCUGGACCAUCUGGCUCAGCAUUCUAGUCAAACUGCGGCCAGUCAGCUCUUCGUAGGAAACCUACGCGUAGGACAUGAGUGCAACAGCAGCCUCCUGCCUGUGUCCCCCAGGAACUGGUAUACAUAGGCAUACUGCCUCUCAUGCUGGAGGAAGCACAUAGCCUUGUCCUCCAUGAAUAGAAUGUCUAAUCCCCUUUAAAGCUAUCCAAAUUGUUGACCAUCUAAUCAUGAGGAAUUUCCAACUUUAAGCAGGUGCAAUGUAAAAAAGUACUUCCUUUUAUUUGUCCCGAAUCUUGCAUCAAUCAGAUUAAUGGGUCAAGCCCAUGCUCUAAUAUUGCAAGACAGGGAGAAAAAAUGAUCUCCCUAUCUACUUUUUAUCCUUGCACCACCUGCAUGUGUGCUUGGUUUGAUGGGGAGAACAGGCACGGUAGAACUUUCACAUGCAAGUACUGCAUGUGUGCUUGACUGGAUCAUGUGUUUUGUCUUUGCUUGAAUUAGAGAUACAUGAAAAAAGCAUUAUUUUAAAUAGGCAUUGAAUGGUUUUAGAAUUAACAUCUUCGCACCAGCACUUUGUGCUGUGAAAUACAUGAAUAGUUUAUAUGAAUGUAGUACAAUUGAGUCGUCAUAUGGCAGUUAAAGUUGAUUGAAUUCCUUUUCUCUUUACUAUUCAGAUUUUUCCAGUUUUUGUCACUGUUAUCAUUUAAUAAAUUGCUGGUCCUUUCUUCAGUUACAUUCUAACACUUUUUCUUAUGUACAAAUAUGUAAGCUGUGUGACCUAUUUAACAAGAUGGUGAAAAAAGAAAUUCAUUCAGUACAUUAAAUUUAAUAUGAUUUAAACACCAACUUUAUACCUGCAAAUUGUUUAAGAAGCACCUGCUAAAAGUGCAUUUAGAACAAAGUGUUAAUCAUACAACUUUUUACCUUGUGAAAGAACUGUUUACAAAUGAUGGAAAGUAUAAUAUAUUGAUUGAAGUUGAAAAGGAAGGUAACAGUUUCAAACGUAUUGGUUUUAUUAUAGCUUUACAUAAAUGUAGCAUAUUUCAAAUGAACAACUGUUUACUUUAGUGUAGAUUAUUUGGGAGGUUUUGUAGCCAUACAAAAUUUGCCUUAUAUUUUAGCAAAUAUAUUUUGGGGGUAGAAGCGUAAAUAAAAGCGACAAUUAGGGCUGUGAUGCAUUUAUUGUGGAACCUGCAAGAAACAUGAUAAAUACCAGUAUUCUAGGAAUGACUGAAGACUUUGUUCUAAUUUCAUUGGUUGAAUUAAUACCUGCAUAAUAUUAAAUUUGUGAAAAGUUUCCAAUGUUUCCAUUUUAUUGCAAAUAUUGCAAAUAUAAAGAUUUCAAAAUCAUCUUUGUAUAUUUGAUGUUUGCACUAAGUUCUUAAAAUUCCAGGAGACUAAUUAGCUCCUUUGUAAAAAGAUACAAAGAUAUAUAAAGGCUGAUAACUUGGACCCUAAGGGCCUUUUCACACAAUCAGGGAUAUAGAUUGAUCUUCAUGAGAGAGUUUGCGCUUCAACAUACAGUUUCUGCAGGCACACUAUACUUUGAAAAAAGUCUCCUUGGUUGGGUAGCAGAUCUUAUCUUUAUUUGAUAUACCUCUUUGUAAACAUGGUUUUUUAUACUUUUAAUUAAAAGGAAAAAGAUGCACUAUGCAUUUGAAGUCAUGUGCUACUCAACCCUUGCAGAUUUUGCUUAGUGUUUUUAAUAGUGCACUCCUUUUUGAACAAUUUGUGCAGGAAUGAGAUUUUUUAAAAACAAACGGAAGCCUACAGACUCCAUUACUGAGAAAUGCUGUGUGUGAUUGGGCGGAAAGAUCCUACAUUGGACAAGAACAAUUAGUUAUUCAAAGCGAUAUCACUAAAGCAAAGGAAGAACCCUGAUUACUAGCUGAAAACUCUUCAAUAAAUGUCUUCACAGACUAAUAAAAGUUCUGUGUGGUACAGUAACACACGUUCUUGAUAGAUGAGAUGGAAACUCAGAGUAUGAUUCUAAAUAGUACUAUUUUAUUUUGGUUACAAGCCUUGCCAGCAAGACAGUGACAUGAUUGUAUUGAAUAGACCAGCAUUAUUUUACCUGUGGACUUGUUAAAUAUGGAUAGUUGACAAGUCACAGGUUAUACUGAAUGUAAUCUGUAAUUAUAAACAAAUCAGUCAGAUAUUUAUGGAGUUGCUUUGGAUGAUCUCUGAAAGGGGGUUAAAUGUUGCUUUCGUAGGACUGCUUCACACUUGACUAGUUUCCUUUCCAGAUAACUUGUAUUUCUUAGCUGUAAAGGAGGAAGUAUAUAAGCUGUAAAACAGUAGUGCUGAUGAUAAACUUGAUAGGUUUAUUAUAUGUACAGUUGGUUGCAACUUCCAAGAGCAUAUAUACACAUCACAACAAGCAUGUGCGAGCCAUCUUUCAUGUUAAUCUGUACACUGCUUGUUUCUCUGCCUACUUUAGCCUAUGUAGAACUAUAUGAAGGAAGUUCAUCAGGUUUGAAGCAGUCCUUGAUGUAAAAUUCUCUUAACCAACACUUGGUGAAUUUAGCUUCACUAGUCAGUCUACCUCACAUUCAUAUUGUUUGAACUGAAGUUGUUUGCAAUUGUGGCUAUAGUAUGUUUAUAAUGUUCUUUCAUUAAAUUCAAUGAAUGUUGUAUUACCA